GGCUUUCAUGUUGUUUUCUGCAACCAGCAUUUCCUGCACAUAACACUUUAAUUGAAUUCGGUUUGGAACAGAAUUUGAAACUCUUGGACUCUGAGAAAUGGCUGGGAAUGAAUGGAUUGAUGGGUACUUGGAAGCAAUUAUUGAUAGUGGGGCUUCGGCGAUUGAUGAGCAGAAGCCUUCGCCAGUGAGUCUACGAGAGAGGGGACACUUCAACCCAACCAAGUACUUUGUGGAAGAAGUGGUCACAGGUGUUGAUGAAAGUGACCUCCACCGUACCUGGAUCAAGGUCGUUGCUACUCGCAACACUCGUGAACGCAGCUCCAGGCUCGAGAACACGUGUUGGCGCAUUUGGCAUCUCGCCCGCAAGAAGAAGCAGUUAGAAUGGGAAGAUUUCCAACGAAUGGCAAACAGGAGGUGGGAGCGGGAACAAGGACGCAGAGAUGCUACUGAAGACAUGUCUGAAGAUUUGUCUGAGGGUGAGAAGGGAGACACCAUGGGGGAGCUAAUGCAGAGUGAGACCCCAAGGAAAAGGUUCCAGAGAAAUAUUUCCAAUCUUGAAGUGUGGUCUGAUGACAACAAGGAAAAGAAGCUGUAUAUUGUCCUCAUCAGUUUGCAUGGUUUGGUCCGUGGAGAAAACAUGGAGCUUGGUCGCGAUUCUGACACUGGUGGACAGGUUAAAUAUGUUGUGGAGCUUGCUCGGGCACUUGUUAUGAUGCCAGGGGUAUACAGGGUGGAUCUCUUCACUCGCCAGAUAUCCUCACCGGAGGUGGAUUGGAGUUAUGGAGAACCUGCAGAGAUGUUAACCCCUGGCUCUGAAGAUACAGAUGGAAAUGAUGUUGGUGAGAGCAGUGGUGCUUAUAUUAUAAGGAUUCCGUUUGGGCCAAGGGACAAGUAUCUUCACAAAGAGUUACUUUGGCCAUAUAUUCCAGAGUUUGUAGAUGGAGCUCUUGCUCACAUUCUUAAUAUGUCCAAGGUCUUGGGUGAACAGAUUGGUGGAGGCCAACCUGUUUGGCCUUACGUUAUUCAUGGCCAUUAUGCAGAUGCUGGGGAUAGUGCUGCACUUCUUUCUGGUGCUUUCAAUGUCCCAAUGGUUCUUACCGGACAUUCUCUUGGAAGGAACAAAUUGGAACAACUUCUAAAGCAAGGACGCCAAUCAAAGGAGGAUAUCAAUUCAACAUACAAGAUAAUGCGGAGGAUAGAAGCAGAAGAGUUAUCUCUUGAUGCAGCUGAACUUGUCAUCACAAGUACAAGGCAAGAGAUUGAAGAGCAGUGGGGCUUAUAUGAUGGCUUUGAUGUGAAGCUGGAGAAGGUCUUGCGUGCCCGUGCCAGACGUGGGGUCAAUUGCCAUGGGCGGUACAUGCCAAGGAUGGUGGUUAUUCCUCCUGGCAUGGACUUCAGCAGCGUGGUGGUUCAAGAGGACACACCUGAAGUUGAUGGAGAUCUCACAGCACUUAUAGGUGGCACUGAUGGGUCUUCUCCUAGAGCAGUCCCACCUAUAUGGUCUGAAGUGAUGCGCUUCUUCACAAAUCCUCAUAAACCAAUGAUCUUGGCCUUGUCAAGACCAGAUCCAAAAAAGAACAUCACCACCCUAUUGAAAGCUUUUGGGGAAUGUCGUCCAUUGAGAGAGCUUGCUAAUCUUACACUCAUAAUGGGGAACAGGGAGGAUAUAGACGUGUUGUCUAGUGGUAAUGCAAGCGUGCUCACUACAGUAUUGAAGAUGAUCGACAAGUAUGACCUCUAUGGCCUUGUGGCAUACCCGAAACAUCAUAAGCAAUCCGAUGUUCCAGAUAUCUACCGUCUUGCAGCGAAAACAAAGGGAGUCUUCAUUAAUCCAGCAUUGGUUGAGCCUUUUGGUCUUACUUUAAUUGAGGCAGCAGCACACGGGCUUCCGAUGGUUGCUACUAAAAAUGGUGGUCCAGUUGAUAUUCAGCGGGCACUGAACAAUGGGUUGCUUGUGGACCCGCAUGAUCAACAAGCCAUAGCUGAUGCACUGCUUAAACUAGUUUCAGAAAAGAAUCUAUGGCAUGAAUGCCGAAAGAAUGGAUGGAAAAAUAUACACCUAUUCUCCUGGCCUGAACACUGCCGCACAUACUUGACGAGGGUGGCAGCAUGCCGGAUGAGGCAUCCGCAAUGGCAAACAGAUACACCUGUGGAUGACAUGGCCGCAGAAGAGUCCCUCGGUGAUUCACUCAUGGAUGUGCAGGACAUGUCCCUCAGGCUAUCAGUAGAUGGGGAGAAGUCUUCACUCAAUGGUUCCUCGGAUACUGCUGAACUAGUGAAAGUGGCAGCAGCCAAUAGUGAUCCAGAGGUACAAGACCAAGUAAAACGGAUCCUAAGCAGGAUAAAGAAACCAGCAUCAGAUCCCCAAGAAGACAUGGAUGGAAAGAAACAGCCUGAGAAUGUGGUGAACAAGUAUCCCGCCCUGAGACGACGAAAGAAACUGAUUGUUAUAGCAAUUGACUCUUAUAACAGCAAUGGAGAUCCAAACAGUAAGAUGCUUCAGGUAGUGCAAGAAGUAUUCAAGGCUGUCAGAUCAGAUCCCCAAGCCUCUAGAUUCUCCGGAUUUGCUUUGUCAACAGCUAUGUCGGUGUUUGAAACUCUAGAAUUCUUGAAAUCUGGAAAGAUUCAAGCAACUGAGUUCGAUGCUUUGAUAUGUGGCAGUGGGAGCGAAAUGUAUUACCCGGGUAUUUUCACAGAAGAGAAUGGGAAGCUCUAUCCAGAUCCAGACUACACUUCCCAUAUUGACUACCGUUGGGGUAAUGAAGGCCUAAAGAAGACCAUUUGGAAAUUGAUUAACUCACUGGAUGGUAGAGGAGAUAUAUCUAAUGAUUCUUCAAGUCCCAUUCAGGAAGAUGAAAAGUCAGGCAAUUCUCAUUGCGUGUCAUAUCUGAUCAAGGAUCCCACUAAGGUGAAAAGAGUGGAUGAUCUGAGGCAGAAGCUAAGGAUGCGUGGGCUGCGUUGCCAUCCAAUGUACUGCAGGAAUUCAACAAGAAUGCAAGUUGUCCCUCUGCUCGCCUCUCGAGCUCAGGCUCUCAGGUACCUUUAUGUUCGUUGGGGACUGAAUGUUGCAAAUAUGUGCUUGAUACUGGGCGAAAUGGGUGAUACAGAUUAUGAGGAAAUGAUUUCAGGAACCCACAGGACAGUGAUCCUGAAAGGGUUGGUGGAGAAAGGUUCUGAAGAGUUGCUCAGAACAACAGGAAGCUAUCUGAGAGAUGACAUUGUUCCUGGGGAAAGUCCAUUUGUGAUCUACACAGCUGCUGCAACUGCUGAGGAGAUCUCAAAUGCUUUAAAGGCAGUAUCCAAGUCUAUUGCUUGAAUAUGAGAGGACAAAACCUAUCUGUGCUAUCGAGAUGGAGGUUUAUGUGAUCUUAUUUUUCACUUACUUGAAGUGCAAAUCUCCCAGUUAUUCGCGAUAUGGUAGUAAACCAAAAUGUAGCCAGAUGAUGGCCACCAUUUUCUCAUAUUUUUAUGUCGUUAAUUCACAGAUAACAGCACGCAAGUUACUGUGACUAUAAUUGCUUCAUCAGCUCUUUUUCUCUUAAUUGUGUUGGAUGAAUUCCACCCAGAAAUUAUAGCAACUAAGAUAUACCACGAGCUUGAGAAAUAUCCUAGCGCUUGGAGCAUAAAAAAUUGCAUACCACUGCCUCAAUCACUUGCAUGUAAUACCAUACACAUCCAAGAAAUGUCAUUAACAACUAGUGCUCA
This is a messenger RNA of Telopea speciosissima, 3705 nucleotides long. RefSeq names its product probable sucrose-phosphate synthase 3. The record is from RefSeq and is a predicted model, not a curated record. Lineage: Eukaryota; Viridiplantae; Streptophyta; Magnoliopsida; Proteales; Proteaceae. Gene Ontology annotation, biological process: sucrose metabolic process. Gene Ontology annotation, molecular function: sucrose-phosphate synthase activity; sucrose synthase activity. The coding region runs from base 98 to 3316 and encodes 1072 amino acids. The transcript is spliced from 12 exons.